Molecule: messenger RNA, 2655 nt
Organism: Nothobranchius furzeri (turquoise killifish)
Lineage: Eukaryota; Metazoa; Chordata; Actinopteri; Cyprinodontiformes; Nothobranchiidae
Gene: noc3l
Product: NOC3-like DNA replication regulator
Biological process (GO): DNA replication initiation
Cellular component (GO): nucleolus
Molecular function (GO): chromatin binding
Source: RefSeq, a predicted model, not a curated record
CUCAACUAUACUCUGGUUUAGCGUUUCCGGCUGUUUCUGCAUCUGUGUACUACACACGUGUGGCUGUAACCAACGUAUUUCUUGUUAAAGUACAUGAACCCACGUUCUCGCUCAGGGGAAAAGAUUAAAGCUUUUACCUGCGAAUAUUUCCUGCCGCCAUGGGCCCGCCUCGUUCAAAAAAGCGGCGGCCAACGUUCCGCCGCCUGCUAAAGACAAGCGGGGUGAAACUAGAGAACAAGCUGAAGAACCGUCAGUUCAAGCAGCAGAAUGCUGACAAGAAACAGCGGAAAGAUCAGAAGAGAAUGCGGCAGGCGAUGAAGGGCUCUACCCUGCAGACGCCCCGCCCCCUGGAGACGUACAGGAAGCGACCAGAGGAGGAGGAGCAGGAGGAAGAGUUCCUGGAGAGUUUACCGACAGACAUGAUGGACGAAGACGACCUUCAGCAGAUGACCACCAUGGCUCGGAAGGCAUCGUUCAUUACCAGAGACCUGUCGUCAUGCGGGCCGGUUCAUGGAGGGAAGAAGCGGAGCUCUGACGUGGUUCGCAGCUACGAGAAGGUUCCGAGGAAGAUUGCUAAAAUGCAGGAGAAGGAGGUGAUCCAUCUGCUGCCAAUCAAGGACAAGAGUGGCGUCAUCCCACAGAGCAUGGAGAGAGUUGUAGAAAAGCAGCCAGAGCCUGAAGAGGAGGACGAUGAUGCAGAUAAGCCUGAUGAGGAGGAAAGUGAGGGGGCAUCAUCGUGUUACGUGGGACUGACCCCAGAGCAAAGAGAGCAGCUUAGAAACCAGAAGUUAAACGGGAAGAAGCACUGCAUCGCCAACCUGGCGUCAGCCAUCAUUUCAGACCCCAUGAACAAUAUGAAGUGUGUGAAGGAGCUGCGGGGUAUGCUGAUGGAGGCUGAUCCCAGCGUGGCGGUCUCAGUCAGGAAGAUGGUGAUGGUUUCUCUAAUGGAGAUCUUUAAAGACAUUGCUCCCACCUACAGAAUACGACCUCUGACUGCUGAAGAGAAGAGCGUCAAGGUGAAGAAGGAGACAAAACAGCUCAGAGAGUUCGAGGAAGGUUUGGUGAGUCAGUAUAAGUUCUACCUGGAGGAUCUAGAGCAGACCAUCAAAGAUUGGAAGCAGAAGAAGAGGAAACGCAGCCAGGCGGUAGGCCUCCAGUCUUAUCUCAGUCUGGCCGAGGUCGCCGUGCGCUGCCUGAGUGAGCUGCUGCUGGCUCUGCCACACUUCAACUUCCACAACAACAUCGUCGUCAUCCUCGUACCGCUGAUGAACGACCCGACAAGGAAGGUGUCUGACAUGUGCUGUGACGCAUUCAAGAAGCUGUUCCAACAGGACAAAGGGGGCGUGGCCUCUCUGGCCACUGUGCGAGUUAUAUCUGGCCUUGUAAAGAGCCUAAAUUACAAUGUCAGACCUGAGGUGCUGCAAACGCUGCUCAGUUUGAGGAUCAAGGAGGUGGAGAUGAAGAAGGACCUGGAGGCUUCUGCACCAAAAAAGAGGUUUAUGACAAACAAAGAAAAGAAGAAGAACUUAUCCAGGAUGCAGAGGAAGUGGAAAAAGGCAGAGGAGAAGCUGGAGAAGGAGCUUUUGGAGGCAGAAGCUUCCGAGAGCAAAGAGAAGAAGAUCAAACUGCACACAGAGACCCUGAACAUCGUCUUCCUCGUCUACUUCAGGAUCCUGAAGAAAGCGCAGAAAUCCAUUCUUCUUCCUGUGGUUCUGGAGGGACUGGCCAAUUUUGCUCACCUGAUCAACCUGGAAUUCUUUGAUGACCUGCUGAAUGUACUUCAGAACCUGAUCCAAUCAGGAGAUCUGACCAAUCGGGAGUGUCUCCACUGCAUCCAGACGGUCUUCACCAUCCUGUCAGGACAAGGUGAUGCUCUGAACAUCGACCCUCUGAACUUCUACUCUCAGCUCUACAGAAUUCUGCUGCGGCUACAUGCUGGGACUCCUAACUAUGACAUCAUCAUCGUGCUCAGGUGCUUGGAUGCUAUGCUGACCCGCCGCCGUAAACAGGUGUCCCUGCAGAGGGCGAUGGCCUUUGUUAAACGGCUGAGCGUGCUCAGUCUGCAUGUCCUGCAUAACUCCAGUGUAGGAAUCCUCGCUGCCAACAGAGCUACCAUGCACUCCUUUCCAAAGUGUGAUUUCCUGUUGGAUAAUGAGAUUCAAGGCAGCGGCUUCUACUUACCAGAACUGAAUGAACCUGAACACUGCAAUGCUCAGAACACUGCACUGUGGGAACUGCACCUACUGCAGAGACAUUACCAUCCAGUCGUUCGGAGGUUCGCCGUUCAUCUGAGUCGUGGAGCUCCUAGCGAGGGAACGGCGUCUCUCAGUGUGGAUCUAAGUCGCAGGUCACCACUGGAGCUGUUUGAAGACUACAGUCUCAAAGAUAUGGCCUUUAACCCUCCAGUCGCACCGCCCGGGUCCAAAAAGAAGGACCAUUUUGUUGUCGGAGAGACGCUGCUGGACGGCGAGCUGCAGAAACUAGUCUCAAGGGUCCUGAGUUUGGUUGAGGACACACAGCCAGACUUUGCUGCAACAUACACACACAUAAGAGCACAGGACUGACACACAAUCACUCAUAAUUUUCUGUUGGGGUCCCUGUCAUUUAGUGACAACAGAAUCAGAACGUCACAAAUAAAAAGAUGUACCAAACCAA